Botrytis sinoallii is the source of this 4754-nucleotide messenger RNA. RefSeq lists its product as uncharacterized. NCBI's taxonomy places the organism in Eukaryota, Fungi, Ascomycota, Leotiomycetes, Helotiales, Sclerotiniaceae. The transcript has 4 exons. Bases 300 to 4754 code for a protein of 1484 amino acids. The record is from RefSeq and is a predicted model, not a curated record. Gene Ontology annotation, cellular component: endoplasmic reticulum. Gene Ontology annotation, molecular function: UDP-glucose:glycoprotein glucosyltransferase activity.
AUGCGAUAAGACCUCAAUUCUGGUCAGCCUUGUCUAUAAUAUCUUCAUAUUCUACGAGUAAGGAACUUUUCAAGUGAAUUUUGUUUAUGAUAUUUAUGCUGCUCAUGUCUCAAAUUUGAUAAUACAUCGUAAACUUUCUUUUUGUCUUGAUCUUCAGGCGGACAAUAGCUUCAAAGAGUUGUCUGCCAUCGUUAGCCUUAUUAGCCUUAUCUCUAGCUUGGGGAAGCUCCCCUAUGAAAGACCGGAUAGAGGAGCGUCUUUCAACACCCAGCCGAAGGUUUUAGAACUCCACAGUCAAGAUGGGAGGCUUCACUUUGCCAUGGGGACUCUCGGGAGCUCUAUUGGCAUCUACAUAUCUUCAUUCCAUCUGUGUUUCUGCUAGCCCAUCCAUCAAUGUUGGCUUGCAAACAUCCUUUCCCUCAGCCCCAUAUCUCCUUGAGCUGCUGGAAACUGCAGCAACGGAAAAUGCAUCCUCGUACUUCCCUCUCCUUGACCGGAUUGCAGACGGCUAUUUUGCAAAAGCAUCCACCGACAAAGACCUAUAUGACAAGUUUAUAAAAGUUCUGACAGAAGAUGGUCAUCUGGAUCCGGAGGCACUUUCAUCAUACAAGCUUGCAUUGUCAAUGAGAGUGGCUGCACCGCGCAUUGAAGCACAAUUCCAAUAUUACCACACUGCCGCAGAGGCAUCUAUACAAACAGAGCAAGAUUCAUCCUGUCCAACAUGGGUGCUCUUUGAUGGGCAUCAGUAUUGUUCUCCCACAUUGGAUGAGCCUCAUGGAACCGUGACCGGCGAUUCACAAACACAAGAACUACCGUUUGACUAUGUUCUCGGGAAUCCUACGGGACCCCAUUCCAUAUUAUAUGCUGAUAUAACAUCCUCAACAUUUGGUUUAUUCCACAAAACCUUGGUUAAAACUGCCCGUGAAGGCAAAACAUCUUAUCGUCUCCGUCAUAGGCGAGCGAUCGAUGCUGGCUCGAAUAAGCCUCUCAUGAUUCCGGGCUAUGGUGUAGAACUCGCCCUUAAAAGAACUGACUAUAUAGUUAUUGAUGACCGCAAAGAUGACGAGGGAACAACUAAAUCCAAGACCGAGGCCAAGGUCAAGUUUGAAGACGAGGAGGUAGCUGAUCUCAAGCCCCUCUCCACAUCAGAGCUUUCUUCACUGGGGCUCAAAGCAUCUAGUUUUGUUAUGCAGAGUGACAAGCCAUUUGAUUCCCUCAUCAAGCUUUCACAAGACUUUCCAAAACAUUCCAGUGCUAUAAGUUCACACAACGUCUCUUCCGACUUCUUUGCGGAGCACAAUUACAACGCGGGCAAAUUGGUCCCCCGCUGGUAUCAACGUAUGAUGAUUGAUCGUCAGAUUGAUGCUAUAAGUAUCCUGGAUAUCUUACGAAAGGAAAGAAGACUGAUCAAUGGUGUUCGUGAUCUUGGAUUGACAGGACCUGAAGCUGUUCAGUUGCUUUCCCAUUCUAGCAUUUCCGAAGCUAAGAGUGAUGGAGACGUUCAGAGAUUUGAUUGGAGAGAUGAGAUUGAGGGAGGUAAUGUUAUCAUGUGGUUGAAUGACAUCGAAAAGGAUAAACGCUACCAAGAAUUUCCCGAGACUCUUGGCGCUUUACUCCAAAGAACAUAUCCUGGCCAGCUACCUUCAGUCCGCAAGGAAAUUUUCAACUUGGUUAUACCAGUGGAUUUCAGCACGAUAGAAGAUGUCGCACUCGUCGCUGAAACACUUGCAAGCUUCGUCAAAAGGAAGUUAGUCCUCCAUAUCGGGCUUGUUCCAAUCACCACUUCUCCAGCCGCUGUAGAGCAAACAAGAGUCUUGUAUCAUCUUUUGGAUGUUUAUGGACUCUCUGGAGCUAUUGCUUAUCUCGAGGCUUCCGUCGUGCAUGGGGCAGCUAGCCCCACUGAAAAGUCUUUCCAAGCCGCUAUCGAGGGUCGAGAGGUUCGAGCCGAGAAGAUAGCAAUUCCUCUUGUAGACUUGCUGAAGUCAGAUCAUUACAAUGAUCAAAUUGAUGCUGCAAGCCGCUGGACCACAAGACUAUCUGCGAAUGGCGACUUUCCACCAAUCUUUGUAGAUGGAGUUGCGCUCCCCAGAGACGAAAAUUGGUUGCAAGCAAUGGUUCAGCGACUCACCGCAGACUUGCAAGUGAUUCAGCAGGGAGUUUUCAACGAGAUAUUCACCCAAGAAUCUUACAUCCCAGACUUCUUCCUCUCUGAAGCAACGCCACGACGAAACUCCAUUAUAGUCCCAGAAAGCGACAAGAAUCUGAAGAUAAUUGAUGUUACCACUCUUUCGAAGCAACAUGAAGAUCUUCUUUCCAAAUUGCCUAAGAUUGGAUCAGAUUCGGCAUCGCCUAAGGAGGAUUGGGCUCAUAUGAUUUUGGUAGCAGAUUUAUCAUCCGCUUCUGGUUUAGACCUCCUUUUAUCCGCGGCUUCAUUUCGAGAAUCUGUUCCAGCUCUCGAGAUUAUCAUCGUCCAUAAUUCCCCCGGUGAAAUGGAAACAUCGGAUUUCAGCACCUAUUUGUUUUCACAUAUCCAGAAGAAUUCAGACAAACCACUUGUGGACACACAAAUUUUGCCUAGUUUAGUGAGCCCUGAAGGACCUGAAUUGGAUCUUACGACUCAAAAUUCCGCAAGGAAUUAUUGGAAGGAAGCCGGUCCAUUGGUCCGAGCUGCAGGCCUAUCUCCAGGUGAAAAUGCAAUCUUGCUUAAUGGACGGCUUGUUGGGCCAAUACCUGCUGGUUCCGAACUUAACCAAGAAGACUUUGAGCAGUUGAUCUCAUACGAACGUGCCAAACGCAUAACUCCUGUUUAUGCUGCUAUGCAAAGUCUCGGAUUGUCAGAUAAGAUUGCUGAUCCUUUAGCUGGUGCCAAAAUCUCCUCGAUGGUUGCAUUGUCAUCUGUAUCAGAUACACCCGAUGGCAUAUUUGAGCAAGCACCAACUAAUAGAAUCAGUGCAUUCGACGUUUGGAACUCUUCUUAUACAUCCAUCGAAACAGGAGAUUCGUCAACUGCAACCAUACAUAUGACUGUUACUAUCGAUCCAGCUAGCGAACAAGGACAGAAGUGGGUUCCAAUCGUGAAGGCUAUAUCUGAACUUGAAGGAGUCUAUCUUAAGAUGUUCUUAAACCCCAAAGAACGUCUCCAAGAGCUUCCCGUCAAGAGAUUUUAUAGAUAUGUUCUAGAUUCGAAGCCUAAUUUUGACGACGAAGGUGCUUUGAUCGAGCCUGGUGCCUCGUUCACUGGUGUGCCACAGGAGGCCUUGUUGACUGUCAAGUUGGACAUACCACCAGCAUGGCUAGUUGCCCCUAAAGUUUCUAUCCACGAUCCAGAUAACAUCAAACUCAGCUCUAUCAAGGCUGAUGUAGAUGCAUUAUAUGAGCUUGAGCAUAUUCUCAUUGAAGGUCACUCGAGGGACAUGCCAUCUGGUAGUCCUCCUCGCGGAGCACAGCUCAUUCUAGGAACCGAAAGAGACCCACACUUUGCCGACACCAUAAUCAUGUCUAACCUAGGGUACUUCCAAUUCAAAGCCAAUCCUGGAUUUUACAAGAUUGAUCUACAGAGUGGAAGAACAUCCGAAAUAUUUAAAAUUGAUAGCAUAGGCUCAAAAGGAUGGGCGCCUGUUCCUGGUGAUAGUACCACAGAAGUUGUUCUCAUGAGCUUUCAAGGAGCCACUUUAUAUCCUCGUCUUUCUCGCAAGCCUGGUAUGGAAGGAGAAGAUGUCCUUGAAGCUAAGGUUGAAUCUGCAAUGGAUUACGUCUCCCGAGGAUUAAACUUUGCGCAAGGCAUCUUAGGUAGCAAAACAAAAGCUGCUGCUGCGGUGGAAGAACAGGCCGAGAUCAACAUCUUUUCUGUUGCUAGCGGUCAUCUUUAUGAGCGUAUGCUGAAUAUCAUGAUGGUCAGUGUCAUGAAGAACACGAAGCACACGGUAAAAUUCUGGUUUAUUGAGCAAUUUCUGUCCCCAUCUUUCAAAGAUUUCAUUCCUUAUCUUGCCGCAGAAUAUGGCUUCAAGUACGAAAUGGUGACGUAUAAAUGGCCUCAUUGGCUUCGAGGACAAACUGAGAAGCAACGUGAGAUUUGGGGCUAUAAAAUCCUCUUCUUGGAUGUUCUUUUCCCAUUAUCCCUCGACAAGGUUAUCUUCGUGGACGCCGAUCAAAUCGUUCGUACCGAUAUGAUCGAGCUCGUAAAUCAUGAUCUCCAAGGUGCACCAUACGGCUUCACUCCUAUGUGCGAUAGCAGAACCGAAAUGGAGGGUUUCCGUUUCUGGAAACAAGGCUACUGGGAGAAAUUCCUUCGCGGCUUACCAUACCAUAUUAGUGCCCUUUACGUCGUGGAUCUCCGCCGAUUCCGCCAGAUUGCUGCAGGAGAUCGUCUUCGCCAACAAUAUCAAUCUCUCUCUGCAGACCCAAAUAGUUUGUCAAACUUGGAUCAAGAUCUACCAAACCAUAUGCAACAGGUUCUUCCUAUCCAUAGUCUACCGCAAGAAUGGCUUUGGUGUGAAACUUGGUGCAGUGACGAGAGUCUUAAAGAAGCGAGAACGAUUGAUCUGUGUAACAAUCCGUUGACCAAGGAACCGAAGUUGGAUAGAGCAAGGAGACAGGUACCGGAGUGGACAUUGUAUGACGAUGAGAUUGCCGCUGUUGAUAAGAAGAGAAAGGGAAUUAAUGUGAAUGGAAACGAGAGUGCGGAGGGUAGAAAUACGAAAAGUAGAACAUUGGAGGAGACGGUGGACACAAAAACUAAGAAAGAUGAGUUGUAG